AUAUGUUGCUCUCGUUCAUUCGUUUUGGGCUUGCUUUGCUUGCUUGUUGAAGGAGUAAAUGAGCUUGAGGCGCUUUAUUGCGAUUAAAAUUAAUUUUUAUUUAAUUUUAUAUGAAUUAAAUUAAUGUGUUACAUAUUCAAUUCUAUCGUAUUAUGAAGAAUGGAAUGUACACAUUUAUUAGAUAACGUCAAGGUGGAUGAUUUCAACGUUGAGGACACGACGAUCACAAAGAACUUCAAUUGUUCAGAAUGCGCAGUAGAAGAUCAGAACUGGUUGUGCCUGCAAUGCGGGGUAGUGAACUGUGGCCGAUAUAUCAAUGGGCAUGCGAAGCUGCAUGCUGAAACUCUUGAUCACCAGCUUUGUAUGAGCUGUGAUGUAUAUUCCGUUUACUGUUACAAAUGUGAUGACUAUGUAUCAAAUGAUUUGGAAUAUAACCCAAUAGAAAAAAUAAGGCAAAGUAUUAUGCAACUAAGGAGGCAACAUGACAUACAAACAAAUGGUAAUAUAGAACAAAGUGAAGAUAAUAGCAAGGAUGGCAGUGAGGGUGGUAACAGCAGUGUCUCAAACACUUCUUUUAUUGAAAAACCCUUGUCCAAUGGCAGCGGUGAUGAUUCAAGACCUGCUCAAAGUAUGCCCAUGAUAUCAUUUGGUGAUUUACCCACACUUGAAUCCAGUGAAAAUAAGCCUUCAAAAAGUAUUAAGAAUGCAGAGGAACCAGUACGUAGUCUAAGGCCUCGUUCUCGUAAGAGAACACAUUCGGACGACAGCAGCUCCACCGAGAACAACACAACACAAGUACCUAGAAGUAAAGAAAAGAAAUCAUCACCAUGUAACGGCAAAACUCUACGGGAAAAGAAAAUUGUAGGAUUAAAGAAUUUAGGCAAUACAUGUUUCAUGAAUGCAGUACUACAAAGUCUUAAUAAUAUACAGGAGUUUAGUUGCUAUUUUAGUCAGCUGCCAUUAGAAAUUAAGACAAACGGACGGAAGGUGUAUCAUUCAAGAAGUUAUACACGGCAGGAAAUGCAUGAUGUUGUUAUGGCUGAGGAACUGAGAAAGGUGUUAAUAAACCUGAACAGCGGGUGCGGUUCCAAGGGAGCUAUAUCUCCGGAAUGCUUAUUCCUUGUCAUUUGGAAGGUGGUGCCUCGGUUCAGAGGGUACCAACAGCAGGAUGCACAUGAAUUCUUGCGUUAUAUGUUAGACAGACUGCACACGGAGUUGCAGCAGCUGCUGCCGGGCGAGCGCGCCGCCUCCGCCUCCAUCGUCACGGCCGUGUUCGGCGGCACGCUGCAGAGCGAGGUUCGGUGUCUGGCGUGUGGUACGGACAGCAAGAAGUUUGAUCCGUUCCUGGAUCUAUCUUUAGAACUACCGGAGACAGGACGACAUGACGCACCUGUUUCCCUUACCGACUGCUUGGCUAGCUUCGUACAGGUUGAAGAGUUAGCAGACACGGAACGCUACUUUUGCAGCAGUUGUAAAUGCAAACAGAAGUCGACAAAACAAUUCUGGAUACGACGACUUCCGAACGUACUUUGUUUACACCUCAAGAGAUUCCGGUGGCAUAAUUACUUUAGGACUAAGGUGGACACGAGCAUAUCGUUCCCGCUGCGCUCGCUGGACAUGUCGGGCUUCGUGCUCAGCAACGUGCCCGACACGCGCCGCUCGGGGCUCGGGAACAACCUGUACGACCUCGCCGCGGUCAUCGUGCAUCAUGGAUCCGGGGCUGGUUCGGGUCAUUACACCGCUUUCGCGAUCAACGAGGAGCAGUGGUUCCACUUCAACGACCAGACGGUCCGCGCGGCGGAGGCGGCGGCCGUGGCGGGCUGCAAGCCCUACAUCCUGUUCUACAUCCGCCGCGAGCUCAACCUGCCGCGCGCGCAGCCCACGUGACCCGCGCGGCCCGCCUGACGCCCGCCCGCCUGACCCCCGCCCGCCUGACCCACGUGACCCGCCACACUCCCGCGCCGCAUAGUGCGGCUUAGGAUCUUGGUGUACCUAUUUAAAAAGUUAAAUAUCUCAGUAUUGAAAAAAAAAGAACAAAAAUGACCGUUAUCAUUAUUAUUGACUUGACAUUUUUUGGCUUCUGGUUAUCGCGAUUAUCUGUGCUUUUAUAUUGUUUUUACUAUACGCAGUGAGAAGGAAGGGAGCUGUUUGACGUAAGUCAAACGUUUAGGUAGAAAAAAUAUUCCAACCCCUGCCGGCCUGGCUUGUCACUCAAAUCUUGUUGGGCCUCUAUGUACUACAAACUAUGCGAAUACAAACAAUACUUUCAACGACACUCCAAAAGUAGGCCUUAUUGUAGAUAUAACUAGGUCAAUACUUCGACAAAACCAUUGAGUAUUUACUUCAUCUUUUAGAAACAUGUUUUGAGUGUGGGGAUGAGUAUGUGUGAUAAUAUAUUGCAGUGAUUAGAAAAUGUAUUCGAAAAUGAAAUCAUGUAAUAAUAUAUUUUUCCUGAUUAUUUAACUUAUUGGAAUAUUAAAAGUUCUUACUGCCGUGGCA
Molecule: messenger RNA, 2499 nt
Organism: Trichoplusia ni (cabbage looper)
Lineage: Eukaryota; Metazoa; Arthropoda; Insecta; Lepidoptera; Noctuidae
Product: ubiquitin carboxyl-terminal hydrolase 3-like
Biological process (GO): protein deubiquitination
Cellular component (GO): cytoplasm
Molecular function (GO): zinc ion binding; cysteine-type deubiquitinase activity
Source: RefSeq, a predicted model, not a curated record